AUGCCCCGAUUGGCGCCCCGACCGAGCCGAAGCAGCGAGAAUCUGAACCCCGAUCUCUCCGUAUUGCGCAAGUGGCAUAAACUCGGAGAUCAUAUGUCUAAAGAUGAAAGAGAGUGGAACGAUCCCGUCAUCCCAUCCAGACCGAGCUCCGGACCCGGUCAAACCCCUACCACCUGCCGCCACAGCCUCUGGCAGCUCCUCGACGUCAAUGGCUCCCCUAAUUUCCGCUGCCGAGUCUGCAGCAUCGACGCCAACCAGAGUCGCCAACCUCCUGAGACCUGCCGCCACAGCCUCUGGCAGCUGGUCCGGGUCGACGGCGCGGCCCAUUUCUACUGCAAAGCCUGCGGUAUUGACGCCGACCAGCUGACGACCGCUUCCGCGCGCCCCGCGCAACGGCGUCCGAAACAAGCGGCUGGGGGACGGGAUGUGGUGGCGCUGGAGGAUGGUGACGAACUGCGGGGUCUGGCCGUUAUAGACUCUCCAUUAUCUUCGGGAGAAACGCCUGGGUCCUUCGUCGAGCCGAAUAGCUCGCCAAGUGCCGUUCCUUGGAAGGCGACCGACACGGAGCAUGACCACCAUCACCCAGCGGAACCCCGCAGCGUCAACUCCGCUGCUCCCACUCGUCCACCUCCACCACCCCCUUUCACCAUCAACACCGACUCCGUUCUCACCACCUCGAGCGUUGCCAUCCAACCCGAUCCAUCCACCCUUCCCCCACCACGCAUCCCCCGUCCCCCCAUCCCCGACACCCCAGCCACGUCCUCCAAACGCGUCUCCCUCCGCCUCGACCCCGCCGCCGUAGUGCUGCCCUCCGAACCAGUCGUCCCACCCGCGCACCCCACGCCCAAACGCCUCAGCAUCCACCGAGCCCCCCGAUGGUUCGAAACCGUCCCAGCCCUCAGCGUCCGCGUCAAGCUCAGCCCAAAAGGGAAGCCCACCCCCGGCGGCGGAAAUACGACGCCACCCCGCUCCACCCCAACCCGCGCCACCCAACACACAUCCCGUCCCGCCCGAAGUCCGAAGACGCACCUCGCGCUCUCCGGAGCUAACGACGCACGCGUUCUGCAGCGGAUGCUGGCGUGUGCGAUAUUCUUGCUGCCAGAGGGACAUGCGCCGGAGAUGGGGAGGGAGAAGCGGUUUGGGGUGGUGGAAGGGGAGAGGAGGGAGGGGGAGGAGCAGUGGGCGGUGGAUGUGGGCGGUGAAGGGGUGGGGAGGAGAGGAGGGCGGGGGGUGGUGCCGGAUGAGCGGGGGAGGGCGGUACCGGUGGGGGGAGCGGGUCGGGGUGCGGAGAGUAUAAAGUAUAGGGUGGUGAUUGCCGAGCGGAAUGCUUGA
Eremomyces bilateralis CBS 781.70 is the source of this 1332-nucleotide messenger RNA. RefSeq lists its product as uncharacterized. The transcript is spliced from 2 exons. Bases 1 to 1332 code for a protein of 443 amino acids. NCBI's taxonomy places the organism in Eukaryota, Fungi, Ascomycota, Dothideomycetes, Eremomycetales, Eremomycetaceae. The record is from RefSeq and is a predicted model, not a curated record.